AUGUACAAAAGUCAGAUCCACAGCAUUCGCAGACUGCAGUCCUCACUUAAUCAUUCCGUCAAGGGACCAGUGAGGAGUGUGAUGAACGCUGCUGAGCCACCUCGCAAAGAAGGCGACAUCUCCUCGGUCUUCGUUUCCCUUUCUGGAGUCAAGGAGGAAGCCCUCCCAGAGGAAUUCGCCAACCAAAAACGACGCUUAAUUGCUGGCAAUGAAAAGCAUGUGAAGGAGAGCUGGGAUCGUCUUCUAAGAAAUUUGCGGGAAGAGGUUCGGACCAUUGGAGAGCUCGGUAGCAACAUCAUUCCGUCCAUCGACUUCAAGGACAUCAAGAACGCACCCAAGAGCUUCCAGCAGGAACUCAGGAAACGAGGUGUUGCAGUGGUUCGAGGUGUAGUUCCUGAGGCUGAGGCCCGAUCUUACAAGGAAUCAAUUGAAGACUAUGUGCGGGCUAACCCGCAUACUAGAGCUUUCCCACCCAAUGACCCACAGGUCUUCGAGCUUUACUGGUCUCAGGCUCAGAUGAAGGCCCGAACCCACCCCAACAUGCUUGAAACUCAGCGAUUCCUCAUGAGCUUCUGGCACUCCAACGUUGCCGAUGCCAUGGUGGCCCCGACACACCCUCUCACAUAUGCCGAUCGCUUGCGAAUUCGCCAACCAGGUGAUGCUGGAUUCGCGCUCGGUCCGCACAUAGAUGGCGGCAGCGUUGAGCGGUGGGAGGAUAACGGCUACGGCAAAGGCAAAGUCUACCAAGCCAUCUGGGAGGGACGUUGGGAGGAAUACGACCCAUGGGAAGCCAGCUGCCGGAUUCCCGCCGUGUCAGAUCUGUAUAACGGUGCCGGUGCAUGCUCCAUGUUUCGCAUGUUCCAGGGCUGGCUUAGCAUGUCUCACACCGGUCCUAAAGAGGGAACCCUCCUGGUGAAUCCUCUUCUCUCGAUGGCCACUGCAUACUUCCUAUUACGACCGUUCUUCGAGCCUAUUUCUCAGCCUCCCGCCGGCGGAUCACGCCUCGCUCUCGAUACCUAUCUUGACCCCAGCAACUGGCGUCUCGAGAAGAACGUAACCAGCAAGCUGGAAGGUGCUACGCCAGGCUUCUCGCAGGAGCUAAGCGACGUUCUACACCCUCAUCUGCGCUUGGAUGAGACGAUGGUCCAUGUGCCCCGCAUUGCUCCCGGUGACUAUGUGGCCUGGCACUCUGAUGGCAUCCAUGCGGUUGACAAGAUCCAUCAGGGACUUGGCGAUUCUAGCGUGAUGUAUAUUCCUGCCUGCCCGGUUACUGAGGAUAAUGCUCAAUACGUUCAGCGCCAGAAGAAGGACUUCUUGGAAGGAAUUCCCCCUCCUGACUUUCCCGGUGGCGAGGGUGAGAGUCGCCAUGUUGGCCGAUUCACGGAAGCUGAUCUUCGUCAGUCUAAGGAUGCUGAUGCGACGCGCUCUUUCGGUUUUGAUGCCUGGAAUGCCGAGCGAAGCGGUCUCAAGCCUGGGGAGGCUGCCAUCUUGAAAAAGGCCAACCAGAUCUUUGGCUUUUAA
This is a messenger RNA of Penicillium longicatenatum, 1521 nucleotides long. Its product is annotated as DUF1479 domain-containing protein. The record is from RefSeq and is a predicted model, not a curated record. The transcript has 2 exons. The coding region runs from base 1 to 1521 and encodes 506 amino acids. NCBI's taxonomy places the organism in Eukaryota, Fungi, Ascomycota, Eurotiomycetes, Eurotiales, Aspergillaceae.